GGCCAGGACGGGCUGGACGGAGCAAUUCGGAGGAAUCGCCUGGUAGCCACCGCAUCUCGCCCGGGGAGGACCGCGAGCUAAGAAGGGCGGCGGAAUCAAAGGCAUCCCGCCUCUGCCUGAUGUGGGGAGGCCGCAAGACCCUCACCUGUGUGCUGUGGAUCUCUCUCUCUCCAGCUCCCGGAGAUGCAGGUGGCCUUGGAGAGUGGGCAGCAGGUGCCCGAAGCCCACAGCUGUAGCCCCGCCUGAUGCCGAUCGUGGCCUAGUUCGUCCAGCCAAGGGAGGCUUUCCCGGUUGCCCCCCCCCCCACUGGAAGAUGGGGGCUGCUUAACAGGCCAGGUUCCACCAUCGCCUACGCCUUCUCUCUCCACGACCCCCUGGUGGUGGGUUCUUGGCACUGCAGUGAUGGAUGACGCCUCAACCCUGGAUUAUGAACUUCUGUCUCCUGGGCAGGCGGAGUCCGUCCCCGGGGCCCCGGGCAUGGAUGCGGAGCAGAAAACCGUCUUUGCCUUCGUCAUUUUCCUGCUCAUCUUCCUCGUGAUGCUGAUGGUGCGAUGCUUCCGGAUCUUGCUGGACCCUUACAGCCGCAUGCCGGCCUCGUCCUGGACUGACCACAAGGAGGGGCUGGAGCGCGGCCAGUUCGACUACGCUCUGGUCUAGCUGGGACCCCGGGCCCUGGGCAGGAGCCCUUCCCCUUGGGCUGCUGCUGCUCCUGCCAAGGAAAGGGGCCGGGUUUGGGGUCCUCUGUCCCGCUGUGUUUCUCUGUGAGGUGUCUGUUUUGGGGGGCCGGCGCGGGAUCCCCCGUCUUCCCUGUGGCUUUUCGGUGUUUCUUUGUGUCGUAGAGAUGGGGGUGGAUGGGGGCCAGAUGGGAAAGGGGAAAUGGGGUUUGCAGGCCUCUCGGGGAGGCUUUGCAAGCAGGGACCUUGUUCACUGUGGCAAAAAUCCAGGAAUUUGCCCUCUGCCAGCUUCCACCUUCCCCCCAAAAAUCCGGGAGGCCCAAGUGGGGUGCAAAUUUUGCAUGCUUGGGAGCCCCCAUAAGCCCCUGCCUUAUGCUGGCUAGUUAAAAAAAGUUUGUUUUUUU
Molecule: messenger RNA, 1078 nt
Organism: Ahaetulla prasina
Lineage: Eukaryota; Metazoa; Chordata; Lepidosauria; Squamata; Colubridae
Gene: CTXN1
Product: cortexin 1
Exons: 3
Coding region: 403-657 (84 amino acids)
Source: RefSeq, a predicted model, not a curated record